Pangasianodon hypophthalmus (striped catfish) is the source of this 1301-nucleotide messenger RNA. RefSeq names its product NHP2 ribonucleoprotein homolog (yeast) (gene nhp2). Gene Ontology annotation, biological process: rRNA pseudouridine synthesis; snRNA pseudouridine synthesis. Gene Ontology annotation, cellular component: box H/ACA snoRNP complex; nucleolus. NCBI's taxonomy places the organism in Eukaryota, Metazoa, Chordata, Actinopteri, Siluriformes, Pangasiidae. Bases 150 to 605 code for a protein of 151 amino acids. Gene Ontology annotation, molecular function: box H/ACA snoRNA binding. The record is from RefSeq and is a predicted model, not a curated record. The transcript is spliced from 4 exons.
UGUGCGUUCAGCGUGUCUGUAGUGGGCGGAAGUUGAGAGCUGGAACCGGAAGUUCGCCGGUAGAUGUAGCACGUGUAUGUUGUACAGAGAAACAACAGUUGUUCAGAAUUAAGUAUUAAAGUUUCUGUCUUUAUUUGACGGUUGUAAAGAUGACCAAGGCAAAGAAAGAGAAGAGUGCUGCUGAGGAGGAGGCUGGAGGGACGGAGAGAUCCUACCAGGAGCUGCUAGCUAACAUCAACCCCAUCGCUAACCCUCUGGCCUCGCGCAAGCUAAGCAAGAAGCUGUACAAAUGCGUCAAGAAGGCGGCCAAGCACAAACAGAUUCGCCGAGGAGUCAAAGAAGUACAAAAAUUCAUCAACAAAGGAGAAAAGGGGAUUGUGGUACUUGCCGGAGAUACGCUUCCAAUCGAAGUGUACUGCCACUUACCAGUCAUGUGCGAGGACAAAAAUCUGCCCUACGCUUACAUUCCAUCAAAAGUGGACUUAGGAUCUUCAGCUGGUUCAAAAAGGCCCACUUGUGUGAUCAUGAUCAAACCACAUGAAGAAUACAAAGAGGCUUACGAUGAGUGUCUGGAAGAAGUCUCUGCCCUGCCCAAACCUUUAUGAGUGCCUUCAGCACUGCUGUGCUUGUGCUGUGUGAACAUGCAUACUGUAUAUGACUUAGAAAUGAAGUCAUUAUUGAGUUGGUGGGUUGUUUAGAAGUUGUACCACCUAAUUCACUUCUUCAGUGCUUCCUGGACUACUGAAGGUUGGUGAUUUGGACUGCAACAUCAGGACUUCUGAUAUAAACAGCAGAGAUAGUGACCAGUUGAUUUUAUAUUUUUGAUUGAAACAUGGGCUUUAUUUCUGUUUAACCUGUGCUCUCGUAUAAAGAGUGUUCAUUUUGUCAGUUUUUUUUUCAGCUUUUUGUUUUGUAUUAUUGCUUUUAGUUGUAAGAUUAUCUUAAUAUUUUGAUAAGAUGACAUGUUUGUUGGGCCUGAUGUCUUUUGAGAACAUACACUGUAGGAAAGUCUUUAAAUCAGUGCUUGUAAAACUAUAAAAAUGCCUGUAUAUUUUCCCUAAUACACAUGAAUAAACUUAAACUCUGGUGCAAAAAAAAAAGAUAUGGCCCAAGGUUAUGCCACAGAAGUGUUCAUUCAAGUUAGAGCCCACUUCAUGUCAAUACAUCUAGCACAGCUUCUUGACAGGCUGUCUAUCAUCUGCAUGAGGCUAUUAAAACUGAAUGUAACAACACUACCACAUCCAUGUGUAAAAAGCCUUCAUUAUUUGUAAAAGGAAAAGAUAUUAAACUCUAUUAACUUA